AUGGCAAUGGAUUGGGCAGUACAAGAAGAGAUUGCUAAUAAAUGGAGGAAUUUGAACCCUCAAGAGAAGGCAACAUAUGGCUCUGCCUUGGAUUUAUCGGGUGGGCAAGUAGAAGGAUCAAGUGGGCAAGUAAACGUGUCAGUGAAUGAGAAGGGUUUUACCAGUAGAUGCAGCCCGGAUCGAUUCCAUCAGACGGUGGAAAAAUUGUCGAAUCAGAAGCGCUUAGCAAUUAAUGAAAUUGGGUUUGGUAAAGUGGCAUCUUUGUGUUGCACUCGUUUACGCCGCGAACUAUGCCAAUUUCUAAUUGAAAGGUUCAAUCCUGAUACGUCUUCUAUACAACUGCACGGCAAUGUGAUUGGAAUAAGUGCCGUUGAGUUUGGGCGUGUUAUGGGUCUUAAGAACACCGGCGAGGUUGUUGAACUUGAGUGGCUGGUAGAAGAUGAAAAGGUGAAAGAGUUAGUGAAUAGUUUCGGUGGAAAUGGCAAGAGAGUAUUAGUAAGGGAUUUAGCUGAACAAUUGGAAAAGUGCGAAAAUGCCGAUGAGGACUUUAAAGUUCGAUUUGUGAUGUUCGCACUUGGCACUGUACUUUGCCCGACCUCCUCACCAUCAGUGACGGGGAACUAUUUAACUUUCUUGACGAUCCCAGGGAAGAUAGAGACUAAGAACUGGGCCGACCAUGGAUUCAACUUCUUAUGUGAAGGUAUUAGGUCGUUCAAAGCAAAGAAAGUUUCGUAUGUAAAUGGGUCACUACUAUUUCUCCAACUACUGUAUUUCGAUUCAAUUCUCCAUGGUGGAGUAUAUGUUGAUAAGUCUUUGGAUCCCAUUGUGUCAUGGGACAAUAAGUCGGUGUGGAAAAUGAUUAAAUGGGUCAGAAAGCAAGGUGGGUUUGAUAGUCCAACCGUUCGGGUAGUUUCAAAGCACAGUCCAACGAAUGAAGUGUCGAGAGUAAACCUUGAAAGAAUUGUUCAAGAAGUUGCAGUCAGUUUGGCGCCAAUAAUACAGGCCGAGGUGAAGCGAUCAGUUGAAGGACUUGCUAUAACUUUGGGGCCGAUAAUACAGGCGGAGGUCCAGCGGUCAAUGUUGGAACUCACUGACAAGGUAAUGAGUCAAGUGAGCUCCUUCAAUAAAGACGCAAGACAACAUCUUCAUCCGGGACAUGAAGAUGUAAAUCAAACUAAGGACAGUCCACUGAAAGAACGAGAUCAAGGUGGUGAGAGUGUUGUGAAGAAGAAGGGUGAAGAAGCUAGCAAAUUAAAGGAGAAAGGUGUAGUUGAUGUAAACAAUACUUGGAUGCUAUUACCGGAUGGACAGAGUUUCAGUGAACCCGAGUUGAAAAUUGGCGUGGAAAAGAGGAAGUUCACAAAACCGGCCCGUGGUGAUGAAACUCGAAUUAAAACACGUCGAACGGCCGAAAGGCGUCCAGGAGUUCUUUGUAGAGAGCCAUGGGUUGACCCGUCAACCGCAAAAGGAAAGGUUGUGCAUUCAACGACGUCUAAGAUGAAAAUUGGGCCUUUCAAAUUAAAACCCGGGGACUUAGAAGACUCCGAUUUAGAGUUAUUUAGUUAUAUUUUUAGGUCUAACAACCUUUCAAGUGGCGAAAUUAUAAUUCAAAUUGAAAACAAACAUCAUGUCACGAGAGGUGAGUUCAUGUGCUUAAGGCCCGAAGAGUGGAUUAAUGAUGGAGUACUCAACGCACACGUGUAUUAUCUAGAAGAAAAGGGGUCAAGGAAUUGGUACUUCCCCACAUAUAUGGCGGAGCAAGUUCAUAAUACAAGUGAUGGUCAACUUUUCGAAUUGGCUGUCAAACUGAGAAGGGAAAACACAAAUCGGUUCACCGUAAGGCUUAAGAAGUGCGAGAAGAUGUUCAUUCCCGUUUUUGAUCGAAUCGGGAGUCAUUGGUAUUUGAUUGUGGUGCUUCCUAGCGAUAAAAAAGUUGAAAUAUGGGAUAGCCUCCCCGGUCCUAAGUACAACGCAGGUCGUUAUCAACAAGCAGAACGAAUUGUAAGUUUAAUUGACCUAAUGGUCCGUUUGUAUUUUUAUUGUCCUAACAACCCGACUAAGAAUUCAUUUGCAUUGAUUGUGUUGUAG
Messenger RNA from Prunus persica (peach), 2088 nucleotides. RefSeq lists its product as uncharacterized. Gene Ontology annotation, molecular function: cysteine-type peptidase activity. The record is from RefSeq and is a predicted model, not a curated record. The transcript is spliced from 6 exons. Gene Ontology annotation, biological process: proteolysis. Bases 1 to 2088 code for a protein of 695 amino acids. NCBI's taxonomy places the organism in Eukaryota, Viridiplantae, Streptophyta, Magnoliopsida, Rosales, Rosaceae.